CCAUGGACCGAGCCCAAUUACGUUUCAUGGGCCGAGCCCAACUACGUUCUGUUAAAUCCCAUUGCCAUUCAUGACGUCAGACAAGAACCCAGAAAAGAAAAAUGGGCGUUGUUGGAAGGCGUGCCUGAUCCGUCGUCAUCUCAAACUCUGUUCCCAUCUUGUCGGCGAAGAAAAACAGAGCACACAAGGAAGAAGAAUGGGGAGCAACGACGAGCUCAUGUCGGAGGCUUUGCUGGAGCUGAUGAAGCAGCACCUCAACACCGACGCCGGAAAAGCCAUCGUCGAGAAGAUCGGUUUCGUUUAUCAGAUCAACAUCGCACCCAAGAAAAUUGGGUUCGAUGAGGUGAUUUAUACCAUUGAUUUUAAGAAAGGGGAGGUCAAGAAAGGGGCGUAUGAAGGAGGAAAGGCGGAUGCGAUAUUUUCGUUCAAGGACGAGGAUUUCGUGAAGAUUGCGCUGGGGAAGAUGAAUCCGCAGAUUGCUUUCAUGAGGGGCGCCAUGAAGAUUAAGGGCAGCUUGAGCGCGGCCACCAAAUUCACACCUGACAUAUUCCCCAAGCCUUCCAAGAUGUGACUCACUACUUGGCUCCAAUAAGUUUCUGAAAUACUUGAAGACGAAUUUUAGGUAGAAAUCCAUUUGAGGAAAGCAACAUACUGUCUCAAUAAGCUGCCUCAUGUUGAUGGCUUAGAAUCUGUAUUUGCUUUUCAGUUGCAUAUUAAAUCUGUCUACUGCCUCUUGUUAUGUUUA
Rosa rugosa (rugosa rose) is the source of this 745-nucleotide messenger RNA. Its product is annotated as sterol carrier protein 2. The record is from RefSeq and is a predicted model, not a curated record. The coding region runs from base 71 to 571 and encodes 166 amino acids. The transcript has 4 exons. Gene Ontology annotation, cellular component: cytosol. Lineage: Eukaryota; Viridiplantae; Streptophyta; Magnoliopsida; Rosales; Rosaceae.